AUGAUUCUACGGUAUUCAGGGCGCCUGGUGCGUCGCCUCAACCAACCUGUCAGCUCCUGGAACUUGGCACGUUCAGCUGGCCCGCAGAUCCGGUAUUGGGGGCCAAGUUGCACAAAUACCAAGAUUGUUAGCAGACUCCGGUUCUCGGCUCAGACUGGUGAUAAGAAAGAUGAUUUCUCCAAUGACAAUGCUGAGACCCAAAAAGGCCAAAAGGGGCCAAAGUCCUCUUCAGAACCCUCACUUCUGGCCAAGAUGUUGGAGUCUGCGGCUACAACGUUCGCAUCUAUCCUGGUUUUAGGUCUAGGCUUCGCUGGCGCAGGCUACAUCUAUCACAAGUUUUACAAGAUGCUCGUUCUUCAAAAGAUGAACCGUGCUUUUGAGCCCGGUGACCCUGUUCUUGAGCUGGCCGCGAUUGGCAAAGAUGUUCCGCAUCAACCCGGUGGUACAAGCGAACACUGGAUAUUCCGUCCUGAGCAGCAGCGGGUUGAUGAUAUUGUUAUGGGACGCGUCGCUGGGCACUACCACCUUUUGAUAGGCGAUAAGGGUUCUGGGAAGAGCAGCAUGCUCAUCGAUGCCAUGCACAAGAACGACGGCGAUGGUGUUGCCAUGUUUGAAGCACACGCUGACCUGGAGAUAUUUCGUAUCCGUCUAGGAAAGGCCCUCGACUAUGAGUUCCACGAGGAUUACAUUGGAGGAUACUUCAGUGAGAGGGGUCCCCGCGAGACAACAGCCCUGUUGGACAUUGAACGUGCCCUCAACAAGUUGGAAAAGGUAGCAAUGGCGAAGCGCAGAGAAAGGGGUAAGCCUCUGGUAGUGAUUGUUAACCAGAUGCACCUCCUUCGCCACAACGAUGACGGCCGAGAUGUCAUUGAGCUAUUGCAACAGCGGGCUGAACAGUGGGCUGCCGCCAACAUUGUCACCAUGGUCUUCAACUCGGACGAUUAUUGGGUUUACGAGCGCCUCAAGCAGCUAGCUACCAGGAUGGAGGUUCUCGCCGUUACCGAUUUACCUAAACAGCAAGCUAUAUCAGCUCUUCAGAGAUAUCGCCAAAGGUACUGGAAGGAGCAUAUUGAAGACAGCCUUCUCGAAGACGUCUACGAAAGGGUUGGCGGACGCCUGAGCUUCCUCAAUCGAGUAGCAAAGAGCAGUGAUAUGCUCGGAACCUGCGAAAAAAUCAAGGAGAUCGAGAAGAAGUGGUUUUUGAACCAGUGUUGGAUCCUCGGUAUGGAGAUGGACGACGAUGUCAUGGACCAACAGAAAUGGGCUGCUGCUGCUAUGACUUUGGCUAAGGCAUUGGUCGAUAAAGAAAACGAAGCAUCAGAUCAUGAGAACUAUGACCCUGUGUCCGGGCAUAUGCUUCCGACGUACCCUUUCCAUAUUGCUCAGCAGAUCAUGACGCGUUGUGAUUUCAUCCGGGACCUCGAUAGUCUCAACCUCUUCAGCAUUACCAGCGAGGCAGAUGUUCGAGCAAGCAGUGUACCAAUGCACCGAGCUUUUAGGGAAAUCUGUUCCGAGCCUGGCUUUGAUAAACAUCUGGAAGGCACAAUGCAGAGAAUCGCUGACAUCGAGAGUUUGGGCCGAACUCGCGAGCUUGUGGCGAAGGAUCUGGUACUUGGUGGCCAGUAUGAGAUCGAGCGCAACCGCCAGGGCAUCACAGUGAAGCUGAAGGAAGCAGAAAAAGAGGAGGAUGAUUGA
Molecule: messenger RNA, 1695 nt
Organism: Fusarium sp. VM40
Lineage: Eukaryota; Fungi; Ascomycota; Sordariomycetes; Hypocreales; Nectriaceae
Source: the annotation of a GenBank genome assembly